Messenger RNA from Panicum virgatum (switchgrass), 1653 nucleotides. RefSeq names its product immune-associated nucleotide-binding protein 9-like. NCBI's taxonomy places the organism in Eukaryota, Viridiplantae, Streptophyta, Magnoliopsida, Poales, Poaceae. The transcript is spliced from 5 exons. The coding region runs from base 413 to 1426 and encodes 337 amino acids. The record is from RefSeq and is a predicted model, not a curated record. Gene Ontology annotation, molecular function: GTP binding.
GCCAAGACCGCUCUUCUUGCGCGCGCGCCGCCGUCGAGGUCAAGGGUUUCUAGUGGCAUCCGAAGGGAAAGGUCGAAGCGGCACUCGGCACGGCCCCCAUCGCAUCCCCCGCCACCGCGUCUUCCCAAUCCCACUCGUCCCUCCAUCUGCCUGCAUUUAACGAGCAGCAGGGCGCCUCUUGGCUCCUGGGAUCCUACACCAGGUCACCAGCUGCUGUGGCUGCUAGCCACCAAUUCGCGCACUACCUCGCCUGCAACUUCUGGUAAGCAAAAUCUCUUCUUGUUUCCCCCUCUCGCCCCAGCUGAUGUGAAUAUGUGAUCUUUGUUCGGACGCGCUGCUAUGGUGGUGUCUUGCUCUUUCUCGAUGGCCAGGCGCUAGCUAGAUCAAGUUGACCCUGCAGAUCAGCCUGAACAUGGGCGGCGGCGGCGACAUCGACUGCGUGCUGCGCCGCCCUUGCCCCGCCGGCGCCGACGAUGUCACUCUCGUUCUCGUCGGAAAGGUUGGCUCCGGCAAGAGCGCCACCGCCAAUAGCAUCCUGGGUUUCAAUGCGUUCGCGUCGGAGUACUCCUACACCAGCGUCACCGAGACGUGCCAGAUGAGGAGCACGACGCUUAGCUUCGGCGACGCGGCGCCGCCGCGCACCGUCCAUGUCAUCGACACGCCUGGGCUGUAUGACAUAAAUGUCAAAACCGAAGACACCCAUAAGGAGAUUGCCAAGUGCCUGGAUAUGUCCAGGGAGGGCAUCCAUGCCAUGCUCAUGGUUUUCUCAGCUGCUACUAGGUUUACGCCUGAAGAUGCGGAUACAAUCAAGUCCAUCACAAUGUUUUUCGGGGAUAAGAUUGUUGACCAUAUGAUACUAGUUUUCACAUAUGGGGAUCAGGUAGGUGAGAUGACCUGGAGGAAGAUGCUAACUGACAAGAACGCAAGAUAUCUGCAGGACACAAUACAGGCAUGCAGAGAUAGGGUCCUUCUCUUUGACAACAAGUCCAAUGAUGAGCUGAAACUACACAAACAACUAGCAGAAUUGUUCGAUGCAGUGGACUCUGUAAUAGCACGCAAUAGAGGAAAACCCUUCACAAACCAGAUGUUCGCUCAGAUUCAGCAAGUGUAUGCAACAAAAGAAGACCUUCGUGUCGAGGCUGAACAGAUGUUGAAAUCUCAGAAAGAGAUAUAUGAUGGGCAUAUUAUGCAGAUUGCAAAGAUGGUGGAGGAAAAGCUUAACACUACAAUAGAGAGUCUGCAACAACAACUAAGGGAGGAGCAAAAGGCAAGACAGGAAACCGAGGAAAAGGUGAGAGAAGCAAUGCAGAGAUCAGAGGAGGAGACCCAAAGGCUAAGAGAGGACCUUGAGAAGGCCCUGCAAGACAGUGAUAAAACGCGUCAGUUUUAUGAGAAGUUCAAAUGGAUGGAGUGCACCAUUAUGUGAUCGUCUUCAAAUGGGAAAUUGUUCAGCAUGGUUCAUGUAGGAUUUCUAUCUGCUUUUUUGACUGGAGACUCAGUGCCAGUACUAGAUGAACUUCUGUCUCGUGCUAUUUAUAUGCUCUGAAGUCUUAACCUUGGUAUUAGUGCGUGGUCAUCUAGUUAUGAAUUCAUCUAUCAAGAAAAACCUAGUUGAGUUCCUAUUUCAGUAAAAUAUUGCAAAUUGAUGUGAUG